GCUGACACAAGCAGCAAAGGCAGAGGCAGCACCACACACCACAAGCUGCUGUACCCAAGAGAGGACUGCUGCGAGUUCUCACGGUGGAUCAGGAAAGCUUCUUCAGGGAUCUGACAGAAACACAGGGGUCCCACCUGGUUCCAGUUCUUAAACUCGUGGAAGGAGGAGAUUGACGAGUAUGGCGGCGUGGGACCUGUCAGUCACAGUGGAGGACCUGGGCUCGGAUGCCCCUCCUGUCACCAUCAGCGUUGCCUCUGACCUCCAUGUCGGUGGGGUUAUCGUCAAGCUGGUGGAGAAGACACAGAUCAAGCGUGACUGGUCAGACCACGCGCUGUGGUGGGAGCAGAAGCAGCGGUGGCUGCUGCGAACAGCCUGGACUCUGGAGAAAUAUGGGAUUCACGCUGAUGCCCGGCUGCUGUUCAUGCCUCAACACAAGCCCCUUAAACUGGGUCUGCCCAACGGUAAAACUGUGUGGCUGAGGGCCUGCUUCUCCAACCCUGUCUUCCAGACCGUGAUGGGAAUCUGCAGGAUGCUCAACAUCCGCCAUCCUGAGGAGCUCUCCCUCCUCCGUCCUGUGGAGGAGAAGAAGAAGAAGAAGGAUAAAGAUUUGGCGGAGGAGAUCUACGACCUGACCGAGGUGCCCCUUUCCUCGGUUUCCCGGCCCUGUCUGUAUAACGGCAUGCCGGCUCAUUUCGCUGACUCAGAGCAGAUGGAGGCCGUCUACAAGAUGCUGUCUGUCACUCAGCCUCCUCCUGCUCCCGAGGUCAUCGCCAAGCAGUACCGCCCUGCCAGUGUGGUGGACAAAGCUCACAUCAACGGCAGGUGGUUGGACUCAUCACGUUGUCUUAAGCAGCAAGGCAUCCAAGAAAAUGACCGUCUCUGGCUUCGCUUCAAGUAUUACGCUUUCUACGAUAUGGACCCCAAGUACGAUGCUGUGCGCCUCACCCAGCUGUAUGAGCAGGCUCGCUGGGCCAUCCUGCUGGAAGACGUCGACUGCACCGAGGAGGAAAUGAUGCUUUUUGGAGCUCUGCAGUACCACAUCAAUAAAGUGUCCUUGUCAGAGCCCCAGAUGCCGAGCUCCAGCGCGGCCCUGGACGACCUAGAGUCGGCCCUUCAGUCCCUGGAGGUCAAGAUGGAGGGAGAUGGCAGCUCUGCUUCUGACCUGCUGGAAAAUAUGACUGCACCAGAACUCAACGACUACUUGAAGAUAUUCAGGCCCAAGAGGCUUACCCUGAAGGGAUACAAGCAGUACUGGUUCAAAUUCCAGGAUACUUCCAUCUCGUACUUCAAGAGCAAAGAGGAGAGCAUUGGAGAACCCAUUCAACAGAUUAACCUUAAAGGCUGUGAAGUGGCUCCCGACGUCAACGUCACAACACAAAAGUUUCUUAUCAGACUGCUGAUCCCUGCACCUGAGGGCAUGAAUGAGGUCUAUCUGCGCUGUGAGAACGAGCAACAGUACGCCCAGUGGAUGGCCGGAUGUCGGCUGGCCUCCAAAGGCAAGAGCCUGGCAGACAGCAGCUUCCAGAGUGAGAUCCAGAGCAUCCGUUCAUUCCUGGCAAUGCAAAAAACCAACUCUGGUUCCAGCAAUAAUGCAGCUGCCAGCGACGAAAGCAUCAAUACUCAUAGUUUGGUGUCACCACGUUACCAUAAGAAGUACAAGCCCAAACAGUUGACUCCCCGAAUCCUGGACGCCUACCAGAACAUUGCUCAGCUCUCUCUGACAGAUGCACUGAUGCGCUUCCUGCAGAUCUGGCAGGCCCUGCCUGAUUUUGGACACUCAUAUGUGGUUGUCAGGUUUAAAGGUAGCAGAAAGGACGAGGUCCUGGGUAUAGCCCCCAACCGCCUGAUCCGUAUCGACCUGGGAGUGGGUGAUGUGGUGAAGACCUGGCGCUACAACAACAUGAAGCAGUGGAACGUGAACUGGGACAUAAAACAGAUGGCCAUCGAGUUUGAAGGGAACGUGAACAUCGCCUUCGGCUGCGUGACGGCUGACUGUAAAAUCGUUCACGAGUUCAUCGGAGGCUACAUUUUUAUGUCGACGCGCAGCCGUGAGAAGAGCGACACCCUCAACGAGGAGCUCUUCCAUAAGCUGACCGGAGGCCAUGAAGCUCUAUAAUACUAAAAUACACAAAGACUUUCUUUUUAAAAAGAGGAUCUUUCAUUCCCCUCACUGUCCAGCGAGUCCCACAUGGGGAAACCCAAAAUGAUGGAUUGUGCGUUCCAAACAAGCAGAUUUUAAUUUACCAUUUGGUCCAAACACAGAGAGUUUAGGACUCCAAACGUCCACAUGUUGACUCCUUUUGUGAUGGACCACUGCUGGUGCAAAUUAGAGGGUCCAAAAUUAGAACCCUGGUGAUCAAACGUAUAGAAGAACAAAAUCCACAGCUGACUCCAGACAGCUACUAACAGAACUAUAAUCAGCAAUGCUCUGGAAGGACUUGUAUUAAUAAUGGUAGCUGAAUGCAGCUUAGAAUUCAUACUCAAUAAAUUUAGACACAUGUUCCGAUAAGGCUUACUGUCAGAUUAAAAGUACCUUUAGAAAAAAAUCAUCUUUAAGCAGGUAUUUUCAUUACGUCCAUAUUAUUGUAUUGAAAAGUGCUGUUUUAUUGCUCUGAUGUAAUAUUCUGAUCCUAAAUGCUGUGUUUCGUUUAGCUAUAAGCGAAAUAUCAUAAUUAACAGAAAUAAAGGCUUAAAGUUUGUGUGUAAUUAAUCUAUAAAUUGUGUUUCUCUUAGUGAAUUUAGUUAAGUGAAAUAAAUGAACUUUUCAAUAAUA
Messenger RNA from Girardinichthys multiradiatus, 2773 nucleotides. RefSeq names its product FERM domain containing kindlin 3b (gene fermt3b). Bases 179 to 2116 code for a protein of 645 amino acids. The record is from RefSeq and is a predicted model, not a curated record. NCBI's taxonomy places the organism in Eukaryota, Metazoa, Chordata, Actinopteri, Cyprinodontiformes, Goodeidae. Gene Ontology annotation, molecular function: integrin binding. The transcript is spliced from 15 exons. Gene Ontology annotation, biological process: integrin-mediated signaling pathway; regulation of cell-cell adhesion mediated by integrin; leukocyte cell-cell adhesion. Gene Ontology annotation, cellular component: cell-substrate junction.